Molecule: messenger RNA, 1731 nt
Organism: Danaus chrysippus (African queen)
Lineage: Eukaryota; Metazoa; Arthropoda; Insecta; Lepidoptera; Nymphalidae
Source: the annotation of a GenBank genome assembly
AUGUUAGUUUCGCGAUUACGUUGUGUGCAAAUUUAUCCCGUGUUAGGGUUGCUAGGUUAUGCUCACGCAUUCACCACUCCGAUCUGUAAUUCCUCGAUUUACUGCACCGGAGAAUUACUUCACACGGUACAACUCGCGCGAAUUUUUCCCGAUUCGAAAACUUUCGUUGACCUUAAGCUACAGCGAACUGAAAAUGAAACGUUGAACGAUUUUGCGAAACUCAUGAAAGAAACAAAUAAUAAACCUUCACGUGAACGCCUUAUGAAUUUCGUUGAUCAAAAUUUCGCUGAAGGCAAUGAACUCGAGCAUUGGAUGCCGCCUGACUUCGAUCCCAAUCCACCGAUCUUGGAACAAAUAUCUAAUCCUAAGUUAAAAGCAUUCGCUAAGAGUGUUAUUUCGUUAUGGGCCAAACUGGGACGUAAAGUACAAUCGGAUGUGAUGUUAAACCCAGAUCAGUAUAGCUUCUUGUACGUACCGAACGGAUUCAUCGUACCAGGAGGUCGAUUCAAGGAAUUGUAUUAUUGGGACUCAUUUUGGACGAUACGUGGUCUUAUGAUCAGCAACAUGACUAAAACAGCUAGAGGUAUGAUAGAGAAUUUGUUGCAUUUAGUGGGGAAAUAUGGUUAUGUACCGAAUGGGAGUCGUGUGUAUUACUUAGGGAGAAGUCAACCACCGUUACUAGCAGCCAUGGUGGCCAGCUACUACGAAGCAACAGGGGAUCUAGCGUGGAUAGAACAACAUAUUAGUACAGUGGAAAAAGAACUACACUAUUGGUUGGACAAUAAGAAAGUGACCGUCGAAAUCAAUGGUAAUAAGUAUAUGCUACUAAGAUAUCUAGCGGAUAAGAAAGACAGAGGUCCUCGUCCGGAAUCAUAUUACGAAGACUACACGAACUCCCGAAUAUUCCCUAAUGAAGACAGACGAGAUGAUUUUUAUAUGGAAAUCAAGAGCGCUGCCGAAAGCGGCUGGGACUUCUCAUCACGCUGGUUCAUAUCGGCCAGUGGAGUAAUCGGAAACUUGACGGACGUCCACGCGUCAAGGAUCCUGCCAGUCGAUUUGAAUGCCAUAUUCGCUGGUGCUUUGCAAACCGUCGGCGAUCUCCGUAAUACUUUGAAACACAGGCGAGAGGCACAGAAAUGGUGGAGCCUAGCCAAGUAUUGGAGAAGCGCAAUCGAGAACAUCAUGUAUCAUGAGGCAGAUGGAGUGUGGUACGACUAUGAUAUUCAAUCUGGCUCUCCUAGGAAACAUUUCUAUCCAAGCUGCGCUACUCCGCUAUGGACUAAGGUUAUCAAUGAGACGAAAGUUGAUAAAUAUGCUCUGCGGUUCAUUAAUUAUCUCAAAUCAACCGGCGCUCUUAACUUCCCCGGCGGCGUCCCAUCUUCCAUACUACAUUCGGGCGAACAAUGGGACUUUCCGAAUGCUUGGCCUCCAAUGCAGAGUAUCUUAAUCGGUGGUUUAAACACCAGUGGAAAUAUAGAAGCAUCAAAGUUGGCGAAGGAGCUAGCGGGUGUAUGGAUACGAUCAAAUUACAUAGGCUAUAAUAAUUGGCAGAAAAUGUUCGAGAAGUAUAGCGCAGUGAAUCCAGGCCACGAGGGUGGUGGUGGGGAGUACGUGGUUCAAGACGGCUUCGGCUGGACCAAUGGGGUGGUCUUAGAACUGUUACAGAAGUAUGGAAAAGAUCUGACGCUUUACGAACGUCCGGGAAUAAUUCCAACGGUUACUCUUGUAUAA